Molecule: messenger RNA, 1044 nt
Organism: Batrachochytrium dendrobatidis JAM81
Lineage: Eukaryota; Fungi; Chytridiomycota; Chytridiomycetes; Rhizophydiales
Exons: 7
Coding region: 1-1044 (347 amino acids)
Biological process (GO): mitochondrion organization
Cellular component (GO): SAM complex; cytoplasm
Source: RefSeq, a predicted model, not a curated record
AUGCCUGAAUACGAGCUAUUUGCUUGGAGUGCUGGUCUAGACUUGCCUACAUUCGAUCCGUUCUGUUUGUCCAUUGCUGCAUAUUUGAACCUUGUUGGUGCUGACUGGUCCAUUCAUGAAUGCAAUACUCCUGGAAUCUCUCCAAAUGGUGAAUUGCCAGUGCUUCGUGCCGGAGUUGAACUAGUUGCAGGAACUUAUAGCAUCAUCAGUACACUCCAAUCCAAAGGACUAGAUAUGAAUAGCCAACUUUCACCAAAAGACAAAGCUGAAUCGCAAGCAUUUAUUUCACUUAUUGAAUCCAGGCUAUAUGAUGCAUUGUUGUACACUUGGUGGAUUGAAAGCGAAAACUACAAGAAAUCAACACAUCCAACACUUUUUGAAAAUCUGUCGUUUUUUGGAAGGUACAGCAUUCCUAGCCAACUCAAAGAAAAAACAAAGAUCAGACUGCAGGGAUAUCGCAUGAUUUGUAUCGAUGGAGAAAUGGUUCCCGAGAUCUAUGUGGUUGCUCGUGAGUCAUAUCGAGCACUUUCCAUCAAAUUGGGCGAUAAGAAAUACUUUUACGGCGACAGUCCAUCAACACUGGACGCUAUUGCAUACGGGCAUCUUGCACUUCAUGCUUAUCCGUCACUAGCAGUGCCAAAACUCUUUUCAAUUCUUACCUUUGAGUUUCCCAACUUGAUUGCAUACUGUGCUCGCUUCAAGCAAGAAGUUUUUGCAACACCGCUGACUCCGUCGUUGCUGGUUCGUCCAUCCUUGACAAAUAUGAUUUUCAACUUUGUGCGUGACCCCGAGCCGUACUUUUGCUUCUACUGGAAUGGAUUCCAAAACAAGAUGGUUUCACACGAUAGCAAAAAGUUGAAAGAACAACGAGUCCAAGCGUUUUGGAAAGGUGCUUCAAUUGUGGCAGCAGUGGGAUUCUUUGUUGGAUUUGUGUUUGCAAAUGGAAUUGUUCAAGUCUCGUUCCAAGACAGCGACCAAGAACGCAGUGAAGAUGAUGAGUCUGAAUCCAACACCACAUUGGAUUAUGACGACAUUUGGGAAUAA